Molecule: messenger RNA, 5566 nt
Organism: Megalopta genalis
Lineage: Eukaryota; Metazoa; Arthropoda; Insecta; Hymenoptera; Halictidae
Product: neprilysin-1
Biological process (GO): proteolysis
Cellular component (GO): plasma membrane
Molecular function (GO): metalloendopeptidase activity
Source: RefSeq, a predicted model, not a curated record
UUGAGUCCGGCCCGACAGUCCGCGUGUUACCCCCAGCCGUAAAGCAGGGCCGCGUUUCCUCGACUUCCGGCUAAGAGUCUCGGUACCCGCCACAUUCCAACCAGACACCGUUUCGCAACGGUUACGCGAGUCGCGAGAGACACCCGCGCCCCGCGUCUCGAACGACCGCGCCGCGAGGACCACAGUGAGAACCGGAAGUGACGACGGCCGUUCACGUUCUGAUUGUCACGGUGACGAUACUCGGUGAACCAGCGGACUGCCGAGCCGUUCCUUUCGGUCUCCUGCUGAUCGUGUAAAGGAGGGAGAGGAGAAACGACCACCGAUGCGGAGGUGGAAGAAGAAAUCGUGGGUCCUGGCCGGCUGAUCCAGCCACCCAGCACUCGUUGGCCUGAGUGCUGGUGGAGGAUUUUGGGGACGAGCGGGGGGGUCGUCGGGGUUCCGUAGCGGGUGCUAGAGGUCCGUGAGUUCUCCCACGGGGAGGUUCGAUAGAUUGGCGGGCUUUAGGGAGCGGGUGUUCCACGGGACCCGGCAAAUGUGGCUCUGUGUACGGUGAGCCGGGGUUACGGGGGCCGCGGGGCCCGUGGCGGUGGGGGUAGAUCUCGUGGCGAGGCAAGCGUGAGGCUACCUCUGAGUCCUCGCACUUUGUGCGCCCCUGGGGCCGGAGGAGGCGCACAUGUUCAUACGCAGGGCCCAGGGCCCGCCGCAGCUGCGACUGCGACUGCGACUGCCACUGCGACUGCGACUGCGGCCACUGCGGCGACCGGCCCUCCUGGCGUCGGAAACAACCCUGGCGACGAGAGCUCUGGUCUUCCCGACGAGCCCAUGGUGCAAGUUGAGAGGGUGGCACAUCAGGGCACCUGGAUAUGCUGUGUUCCGUGUUACUGGUUGCGAAGAAGCAAAGCGGUGCACAAGGCUCUGCUCACCUUCGCGAUGCUGCUGGUCACCAGUUUGCUCGUCACCAGUCCGGUGCUCUUCCUCAUCACCACGCUGCCGGAGGGGGAGCAGCCGCGUGAAUGUUCGUCCCUGGACGAGGCGUGCAUCAGGGAGCGGGACGGUCCGGAGGGUGUCUGCGAGUCGAAAGCUUGCGAGGAAGCCUCGAAGCGGAUGGUGGCGUUCAUGAAGAAGGGGGUGGAUCCUUGCAAGGACUUUUAUCAGUUCGCGUGCGGUGGUAUUCGCGAUCAGCAGCCCUAUCAACCGAGCUCGAGCUUCAACAUGCUUCAGGCGAGGAUCGACGAUCAUCUUCAUAAGCUGCUGUCGAACAAGACGGGUCACAUGAUCGGCGUGUUCGAGAAGCUGGGCAUGUUUUACAGCGACUGUUUGGAAUUCAAGGAGAAACCCGUCAAUUUUACACCGGUUUACGAGCUUUUACGGGAACUCGGCGGCUAUCUACCCCCGAAGAGCAUCGCGCCCGCCGACAUCACGCCGCUGGUCUCGAGGCUGUUGAGGGUGAACGGCGCGCCGCUCUUCGACUUCUACGUGGACGUGGAUCUUUACGAUCGCUCGAGGUCGUCCGUCUUCUUGGACCUGCCUACCAAGCGCCACGAGGACACCUUCUUCGCGGAGAACGUGGACGAAAGAUUGCGAUGGGCCAAGACGUUCGCGAACAUGGAGAAGCUGAAGCGGUCGGUGCACGAGGAAAGUCGGGCUUACACCAUGAUCAGGAACAAGAUGGAGCAAUAUAGAUCGCGGAGGAUCCAGAAGAUCGUCGAGGGCCUGCUCCCGAAGACUAUGGACCCGAAGGAUCGAGCCUCGGAGACCGACCUGUUGUUGCAAUUCUGCUUGUCCCUCAGCAAGAUCUACCCGAAGCACAAGGACCUUUACAACUGGGUGGACGUCGAUCAGAGAGUGUACGUCCCUUUCAACAUGUCCUAUCUCCAGGAGAGCUUCGGUUAUAUAAGGUGGGGGACGCUGCUGAACGCCACUCUAGGCGCUGCCACUGCCGAUCUCUACAAUCACAGCCGCAACCGGGAUCGAUCUUCUUACGGGCACGAGGACCAGCUGGUCUACGUCUACGUUACAGCGCCACGUUACUUCCGCAGCCUUGGCAAACUGCUGAAUCGCUUCUCGAGAAGGAUCAUUCACAACGGACUGUUGCUGUUGUACGCGACAGACACGUUGCACGACAUCGUGAACGUGACCGCCAGCAAGAAUUGGGAAUUGUCCUGCUUCAAGUUGACCAAGGAGGUGUUCAGCGAGAUCGUCGGUGCCCUUUAUGUGCAGCAGUAUAGUCCUCAGCAUCUUGAAACCUUGGCGAACAGGGUGGGAGGACUGUUCGAGCGUGUAAAGGAGACCGUCGCCGAGCGGAUCCUGGUGAAGUCCUGGCUGGACGAGGAGACAAGGACGCAGGCAUUGCUGAAGCUGAACUCGUUAAGGGGUAGAUUUCACGUGUGGCCUGGUUUCUACAACGAGAGCCUUCUGGCCCGCGAAAUGGCCGAGGUGAAGAUCGAUCCGGACGAUUUUUUCCGCAGCGUGUUAAUGCGAUUCCGGCAGGUCCGCACGGUGGAUGACAAAGUCCUCAGGAGGAACGUGACCGAGAAACGCCGUUAUCCUUACAGCGUGAACGCCUACUACGAGUCCUCCACAAACACAAUUGGCAUCCCAUUGGCGAUGAUGACGGCCUGGUCAUGGUCUUGGGACGGAGGUCCGGCGUAUGCGGCGCACGCAACGUUGGGAUCGGUGAUCGGUCACGAGAUCCUGCACGCGUUCGAUCUCCACCGGCGUCGGCUGCCCCUCGAUCCCGAUUUGAACGUCGAUCAAUGGCUCUGGAUCACCCCGGAGUCCUGGAAGCGGCUCGAGGCGAGGAUAGAGUGCGUCGCGAGAUUGUACGCGAGGAGUUUCUGGAAGAAGGUUCAGUUUUAUGGGAACGACGUCGCCGUACAGUUCGAUUGGAACGUGACGAGAAACGAGAACGUGGCGGACAUCGGAGCCUUGCAGAUUUCUUAUAAAACUUGGCACACUUUGACGAACGGGAAGGACCGGAGUCUUCCCGGGUUCGAGGGGCUUCGUCCGAGCCAGCUUUUCUUCAUAAGCGCCGCCCAGACUUAUUGUUCUAAUAUGACUGCCGAGGCCUAUAUUCUCUCCGUUGAACUCGAUUACCACACACCUCAGCCUGAAAGAGUCAACGGUAUAAUGAUGAACUCCCAAGCAUUCGCGGACGCGUUCCGCUGCCCGAUCGGAACCAAGAUGAACCCCCCGAAUAAGUGCACCACCUGGUGAUGAUCAGGCGCGAAGGACGAUCGUUCGCCGGCUUAAGUCAGACCUCAUUCACGGAACCACAGUUUGUCGACUAUUCGGACGCGGCUCGGAACUUGCGGUUGGCGUAUUGGCAGUUGGAGACCCGAUCGACCAACGGGGUCCAAUUAUUUUUGCAGCGUUUGUCGAGCGAUCCUGCGCUGGAGGGAAUCAGUUCAAGAACUCUACGUCAACGAUCGAAGCGAAAGGUUAGCCGUCGCGUGAGGACGAGCAACGAUCGAGUCCUCGGUCCUUCGAUCUUGGAGAUGAUCGUUCGCUGGGAUCGUCUUGGUGUUCCGGUAGAUCCAGGAGGACGACCGCGUGGGUGCCGGCCGUUAAUCGGUCGACGCAACACUCGUUCGAUAUCGCGCCAUUAACGUUAAUAUCUCUCCCCUACGACGCUUUAGAGGACCUUAGGAUUUACUCUAGUGAAAGCAAUAAAAAAGAAAAUUAUACGGGACAUCAGACUCGAUCGAGAGAAUGAAAGAGUAUGCGUGCCAGAAUGUGAGAAAAAUAGGGAGAGAGAGAGAGUAAGAGAAAGAUUGCAAGAAAGAAAGCGAGUGAAUGACAACAAGCAAAAGUAAAAAAGACAAAAAAAAAGGAAUAUAUUUGAAGAUGACGUACACACGAGUAAACACACACGUACACAACGCAGGAUAAGCAAAUUACAAAAGCGCUUCGAUUGUUCAGUUUGCGAGAGCAGCGUUUAUCGGUAGAUGUCCUUGGACAGCAGAUGAAAAAUUAGGGGAUCGCUGCGACGUUUUUUCUGGAUUUAGAGAAGGGGAUGCGAGGUCCUUGGAUAGCAGAAGAUAAUUAGGCGAUCGUUGCGACGUUUUUUGUGGAUUUAGGAAACGGGGAGAGGGGAGGUCCUUGGAUAGAUGAAGAAAAUUACGUGCUCUUUGCGAGGGUUCGGUGGAUUUGGAAAGAACGGAGAUGGGUUGUCCUUGUCGAGAUUUUCGUGGAGUAUAUUCUUGGGUGGCAGAAGGAGAUUAGAGGAUCGUUGCGACGUGUUUGUGGACUUAGAGAGUGGAGGACGUGUCCUUGGACGAUAGAGGAAAACUAAGAUACCGUUACGAUGUCUUCGUGGAUUUAAAAAAUUGGAUGGGGAUGUUCUUGAUCGUUAAAAGAAAAUUAGGGGAUCGUUGGAAGAUUUUCGUGGAUUUAUAUAGGAGAAGGGAUUAAACUUGGGAGGCAAGAGAAAAAAAAAUUAGAAGAUCGUUGCGACGUUUUCUUAAAUUUAAAGAAGGGAACAGGGGGAUGUCCUGGUUCAUCAGAAGAUCAGUUGGAAGAUUUUCAUGGAUUUAUAUAGGAGAAGGGAUUAAACUUGGGAGGCAAGAGAAAAAAAAAUUAGAAGAUCGUUGCGACGUUUUCUUAAAUUUAAAGAAGGGAACAGGGGGAUGUCCUAGUUCAUCAGAAGAUCAGUUGGAAGAUUUUCAUGGAUCUAUAUAGGAGAAGGGAUUAAACUUGGGUGGCAAGAGAAAAAAAAUUAGAAGAUCGUUGCGACGUUUUUUUAGAUUUAAAGAAGGGAGCGGGGGGAUGUCCUGGAUCACCAGAAGAAAAUUAAGGGAUCAUUGCAAGAUUUACAUGGAUUUACAGAGGAGAAGGUAUAUCCUUGACUGGCAAAAAAAAAGUAGAAGAUCGUUGCGACGUUUUCGUAGAUGAAUAGAAGGGAGUGGGGAUGUCCUUGGCCACCGAAAGAAAAUUAAAGGGAUCGUUGCAAGAUUUUCAUGGAUUUACAGAAGAAAAGGGAUAUCCUUGGUUGGCAAAAGAAAACUAGAAGAUCGAUGUUGCAACGUUUCCGUAAAUGUAAAGAAGAGAGUGGGGAUGUCCUUGGUCGUCGGAUGAAAAUAUUAGGCGAUCGUUGCGACAUUUUCGUGGAUUUAGAGAAUGAAGGGAACGUUUUUGGCCAUCGAAAGAAAAUUGAGGCAAGAUUGCAAGAUUUUCAAGGAUUUAUAGAGGAGAGGGGUUGUCCGUCGGAAGGAAGUUAGGUGAUCGUCGCGACCUUUUCGUGGAUUUCGAGAACGAAGCGGAUGUCCUAUAUCGAGAGAAAAUUAGGGAACCGUCGGGACAUUUCCGUGGAUUUAGAGGGGUGGGGAGGGGAGAUCUAAUUUCCGGUAUAGUUCGAGCUGGCAGCUUCAAAUUAACGAAUUAUUCGCGAGGGCGCGUCGCAGGAGUUUGGAGAGGGCGGCCGUUGGGGUUAGACAGAGGGGGGUUUUAGGAAACGUAAACUGCAAACAUUUACGAAGCGGAUCUAUGUAUUUAGUUUCUCGCGCACCGAUUGUCUUCGCUCUUCUUACUGUAAACAUAAACACUGUAAAUAACAACGUUCCCCCGA